AUGACUCUUCUUCUAAUCCAUCUUCUUAUAUUUUACUGUUGUUGUGCUAUAGAAUUUUGCAGUGCCAUAGAAAAAAUUACAUCAAUUCAGCCCAUCAAUGACCCUGAAACUAUAGUCUCCAAUGGUGACACCUUCAAACUAGGAUUUUUUAGCCCGGUUAAUUCAACUAACCGGUACGUUGGUAUCUGGUAUAACGACCUCUCUGCUGCUGCUGUGGUCUGGGUAGCAAAUAGAGAUAAACCUCUUAAUGAUUCUUCCGGGACUGUGACUAUAUCCGAAGAUGGCAACCUCGUAGUCAUGGAUGGACAGAAACAGAUUGUUGGGUCAUUAAAUGUGCCACAUUCUUCAGCAAAUUCAAGUGCCCAGCUUUUGGAUUCCGGGAACCUUGUAUUGCGAGAUAGUUUUGGUCAAAGCAGCAUAAUAUGGGAGAGUUUCGAAGACCCUUCUGAUUCAAUCUUGCAGAAGAUGAAAAUUAGUACCAAUAAAUAUACUGGUGAGAGGACUCUGCUCACCUCGUGGAAAACGUCUUCUGAUCCAUCUACCGGGAGUUUCACUUAUGGAAUGAAUCCCUUAGAUAUUCCGGAACUAUAUGUAUGGAAUGGUAGUCAUACGUACUGGUGUAGUGGUCCAUGGAAUGGACAGAUUUUUAUCUGA
This is a messenger RNA of Cornus florida, 654 nucleotides long. Its product is annotated as G-type lectin S-receptor-like serine/threonine-protein kinase At1g11300. The record is from RefSeq and is a predicted model, not a curated record. NCBI's taxonomy places the organism in Eukaryota, Viridiplantae, Streptophyta, Magnoliopsida, Cornales, Cornaceae. The transcript has a single exon. The coding region runs from base 1 to 654 and encodes 217 amino acids.